Molecule: messenger RNA, 1965 nt
Organism: Phoenix dactylifera (date palm)
Lineage: Eukaryota; Viridiplantae; Streptophyta; Magnoliopsida; Arecales; Arecaceae
Source: RefSeq, a predicted model, not a curated record
AUGGAACGCUUGACCCGUGCUUUGGAGAAUACUGAUCGAAGCAUCCAAGUUCAAGUGCAAGACUUUGAUGGCAAACUUGAUGCUGAUGGUUAUUGUGACUGGAUGGCAUCUUUAGAAGCUUUUUUUGAUGGAAAAUUUCUUACAGAUGAGAAAAAGUUGAAUCAGCGUGUCGAGCAAUUUGUUAGUGAUUAUACAAAGCAAUUCUACAAGCUUAUGAGUCGUGUGAGUUUACAAGAAUCUGAUGAUCAAUUGGUGGCUAGAUAUGGUGGAGGGAGUAAGGAGAGUGGAAAGUUUCAUUCAUCUUCCAACAAAUAUUUUCGGUGUGGUAAAUCUGGGCAUAGAUCCUAUGAAAGUCCAAAGAAGAAAGCUGAAUUGCAUCUUGCGGAAGAAGAAGAUGAAGGGCCAAUUUAUGAUGAAGAACCAGAGGUUGAUCUUAAUGAAGAAUAUUGUGAAGGUGAUUGUGAUGCGGAAAGUUUUGUAAUCCGGCAAGUGCUGACUGUUCAAGAGACUGAUAGAUGGUUGAGGCAUAACAUUUUUCGAACCUAUUGUCUUUCUUAUGGAAAGAAGUGCAUCUUGAUGAUUGAUUCGGAAAUUUGUGAGAACAUGGUGUCAAAAGUAGUGAUAGAAAAGCUGAAGCUUUCUUGUGAACACCAUCCAAAGCCUUAUAAGGUUUCCUGGUUCAAAAAGGGUGGAGAAAUCAUGGUGACUCAGAGAUGCAAAGUAAAGUUUGUUGUUGGCAAGUAUGAAGAUAAAAUUUUUUUUGAUGUGCUGCCCAUGGAUGCUUGUCAUUUGCUUCUUGGCAGACCAUGGCAGUUUGGUAGGAAUGCUUAUCAUGAUGGAAGGAAGAACACUUACACUAUUAUCCAUAACAAAUUGAAGCAUGUUUUGACCCCGAUAAAAGACAUUUCAAAUAGUGUGCCUUCUUCGAACCAGAUCAGCUUAUUAUCUUACAAAGAAUUUGAAGAGUCCUACAAAAAAGAUGGUAUUGUUUAUGCUCUGGUUGCUGCAGAAAAAAGUGAAGAACUUGAAACAAAAGUUUCGAACGAAGUUCGAGGCUUAUUGGAUAGAUUCAAAGGCUUAGCUCCAGCUGACCUUCCUGCUGGUUUACCACCACUUCGGGACAUUCAGCAUCAAAUUGAUUUCAUUCUAGGUGCUAUUCUUCCUAAUCUGCCUCAUUAUAGAAUGUCUCCUAAUGAGCAUGCUGAAUUACAAAGGCAAAUCAUUGAUUUAUUGCAAAAGGGAUUGAUUAGAGAAUCACUUAGUCCUUAUGCUAUCCCUGGCCUUUUAACUCCUAAGAAAGAUAAAACAUGGAAAAUGUGUGUUGAUAGUAGAGCUAUAAACAAGAUUACAAUCAAGUAUAGGUUUUCCAUCCCUAGACUUGAUGAUAUGCUGGAUGAGUUGGCUGGUGCAAAGGUGUUUUCUAAGAUUGAUUUACGGAGUGGUAAUCACCAAAUCCGAAUUAGAAAAGGUGAUGAGUGGAAAAUAGCCUUUAAAACCAAAGAUGGUUUGUAUGAGUGGCUGGUUAUGCCAUUUGGAUUAUCAAAUGCCCCCGGCACUUUCAUGAGGCUUAUGACCCAAGUUUUGAAGAACUUCAUGGGGAAGUAUGUUGUGGUGUAUUUUCAUGACAUCCUGGUUUACAGCAAGGAUAGUAUAGAACAUGUGAAUCACCUAUCCAAUGUUUUCAAAAUGCUCCAUAAAAACCAGUUGUAUAUGAAUCUGAAGAAGUGCUCUUUCACGACUAAUCAAGUUGUAUUUCUAGGCUAUGUUGUUAGUGCAGAUGGCAUAAAGAUGAAUGACGAGAAGGUAAAGGCUAUUCUUGAUUGGCCUACGCCUAGAAGUCUGACUGACGUGAGAAACUUUCAUGGUUUGGCAUCAUUCUAUAGGAGAUUUAUCCGACACUUUAGUACCAUUGCUGCUCCAAUGAUGGAUGUUCUAAAGAAGAAGAAAUUUCAAUGGACCAAUUAG